This is a messenger RNA of Rhagoletis pomonella (apple maggot), 658 nucleotides long. RefSeq names its product 28S ribosomal protein S18c, mitochondrial-like. Gene Ontology annotation, molecular function: small ribosomal subunit rRNA binding; structural constituent of ribosome. Gene Ontology annotation, cellular component: ribosome; mitochondrial small ribosomal subunit. The record is from RefSeq and is a predicted model, not a curated record. Lineage: Eukaryota; Metazoa; Arthropoda; Insecta; Diptera; Tephritidae. Gene Ontology annotation, biological process: mitochondrial translation.
ACGUUCAUUGCAUAUCCCACUGCCAAAACGUAACAAACAGCUGAUUUUGACUAUUAAGAAAUUUUGUACAAUUUUGCUCUAACCGAAGACGGUUUGUAUUUUGGCUGCAAAUUUAAUAAUAAUUUAAAUUUAAAAUGUUAAAUGUAGCCAGGAUUGCUCUACGCAGUGUCGCUACAAGUUCUCGCCUAAGUGUAACCCCACUUUUUAGUGCCACACCAAUGCGACGACAAUUUAGUACACCGGCCCAAACCAAGGAGGAUGAACCCAUCGAUAUACCCAACCCUUUCGAGAAGGACCGUCGAGUGUGCAUUCUUUGUAAGCACAACAUAGUGCCGAACUAUAAAAACGUAAAACUUCUCUCUCAGUUCCAGUCUCCAUACACGGGACGUAUAUACGGGCGGCACAUAACUGGCUUAUGUAAACAAAAGCAGGAACAAGUAGAAAAAGCAAUUAUACGUGCCCAGAAUUGCGCCCUUAUGCCGAGUUAUCACAAAGACAUGGACUUUUUGCAAGAUCCACGCCUAUUUGAUCCCGAGAGACCGAUACGUCCCCAUAAAUACUAGACUAGUUUUUUAGUCUCACAUCUUCCAAAUAAGAAAUCGGUUUUAUUUAUAUUUAAUUAGGGUAGAAAUAAACAUUUAUUAUCUGCUAAAUGAAA